This is a messenger RNA of Asparagus officinalis (garden asparagus), 1039 nucleotides long. RefSeq names its product transcription factor bHLH30-like. Bases 126 to 857 code for a protein of 243 amino acids. Gene Ontology annotation, biological process: regulation of DNA-templated transcription. The transcript has 2 exons. Gene Ontology annotation, molecular function: protein dimerization activity; DNA-binding transcription factor activity. The record is from RefSeq and is a predicted model, not a curated record. NCBI's taxonomy places the organism in Eukaryota, Viridiplantae, Streptophyta, Magnoliopsida, Asparagales, Asparagaceae.
AUGUGUGGAAAUGACUAGGGCAGUAGUGGUUGGGGAGUGAAUGAUUUGGUGGCUGCAGAGCUCCCAAUAUCUAUGAAAGCUUCUUCUCUCUCAGGCUCGCUCUUAAAAGUAAGUCUAGAGUUCUGAUGGAAUCUGGUGCGUUAGCGUUAGACACUAUUCUGAUGUCUGGAUGCGAGAAUUUGCCACUGCUUCUUCCUCGGCCGUCGAAUUCGGGCCCGCCUUCUGUGAAUAAGGGAGUGAUCUCGUGGCCUUCGUCGUCGUCGCCGGAGAUUGUGAGGAGCAAGGCUCUGAAGGUUCACAGUCAGGCUGAGAAGAGGAGGAGGGAGAGGAUAAAUUCGCAUCUGUCCACUUUGAGGCGCAUGGUGCCUGAUGCUAAUAACAAGAUGGACAAGGCCGCAUUGCUAGCAAGAGUAAUCGACCACGUCAAAGACCUGAAGACAAGAACAUCCAACAUCGACAAGACCUUGUCAAUCCCCGCCGAAGAAAACGAGAUCGCCAUAGAAUUAGCAAAAGAAUCGGAGAACAGCGCGACCUCAACCACCGGCGACUUCUACAUGAAAGCUUCGGUCAGCUGCGACGACCGACCCGAUCUGUUCGUGAGCAUGAUGAGGGCAUUCCACGGCUUGAAGCUGAGAACGGUGGGGGCAGACAUAACAUCUUUGGGCGGAAGAGCUCAGGUCGUGUUCGUGUUGUGUGGAGGAGAUCAGUACGGAUCAAACGUGAGCUUGAGAUCACUCACGGAGUCUUUGAAGGAUGCGUUGGGUAGAAUUAUCGAGGUUGAUGUGGGGUUAACGAGUGUUUCUUCAAGCAAGAGGCAGAGGCUCCUGCAGUCUUAUUACUCUAGUGUUUCUAUAUGACUUGUGGAAUGUCUCUUUUUUCUUUUUCUUUUUCUUUUUCUUUUUUUCCCUCUUCUUUGUGAAAAUUUUUGUUGAUGGUUUUGGUGUGAUUGAAGGCGAUAUAUGUAUUGGAAUGUUUAUACAGUAAGGGUGCAACAUAGAAGUACUAAAUAAAUUGUAGGUUCAUCGUUUUGGCAAUGAAA